Messenger RNA from Haliotis rufescens (red abalone), 538 nucleotides. Its product is annotated as transcription elongation factor SPT4-like. Lineage: Eukaryota; Metazoa; Mollusca; Gastropoda; Lepetellida; Haliotidae. Gene Ontology annotation, molecular function: RNA polymerase II complex binding; zinc ion binding. The record is from RefSeq and is a predicted model, not a curated record. Gene Ontology annotation, biological process: chromatin organization; regulation of transcription elongation by RNA polymerase II; mRNA processing. The transcript has 4 exons. Gene Ontology annotation, cellular component: nucleus; DSIF complex. The coding region runs from base 86 to 436 and encodes 116 amino acids.
GGCAACCGGAAGUUGUGCUGAAAGCAAGCGGAUUUGAUCAGUAUUGAUAGGCCUAAAGCACACAUAUUUCACCUGUUUAAACAUCAUGUCUUUAGAAACUGUUCCUAAAGACAUAAGAAACCUGAGGGCAUGUUUACUGUGUGCUCUGGUGAAGACUCUGGACCAGUUUGCAUAUGAUGGGUGUGACAACUGUGAAGAAUAUCUCCACAUGAAGAACAACAGGGAUGCUGUGUACGAGUGCACCAGCUCCAACUUUGACGGGUUGAUAGCGAUGAUGAGCCCAGAGGACAGCUGGGUGUCCAAGUGGCAGAGGAUUGCCCGGUUUGCCAAAGGCUGCUAUGCAGUGUCUGUGACGGGGAAACUGCCCCCAGGCAUCGUGCGGGAACUCAGGGGCAAGGGGAUCAUGUACCGCCCCAGGGACGUCAGCCAGUCAUGACGACCAGUUGUGUGGACAGGUGUAUUUACUGGACAAGAUGGCCGCCACAUGUGGGUGCUUGUGGCAUCAGUUGAUAUGAACUGAGCUUAAAAUACAAACACA